AUGAUAAUCUGUACAUUUUUAAAGGGCAAUUUUUUUUCCCUCAUAUGUGUGUUAUUAUUUACGGUGAUGAUACAUAAAAAAAAGAGCGGUUGUCAAUAUGAAAUACAUAAAAUACAUAAUAGAAUGUUAUCUAAUGUAAUUGAAGGUUUUAGAAACACUUUUUCUAACCAUGAGAAAAAAAACAAAAUGAAAGCACAUUCAUGUAGGACAUUAAAUUGUACAGAACAAGGAAUUAAACCUCAUAAUUUAAGAAGAGCUGCCAAGGAAUAUACUCCUGAUGAAAUACGAAAUAUUAUGUGUACCUUUGAUAAAACUGUAAGUAAAAAUGUUAUGUAUGAUACAUAUUACAAAUUACAUGAUUAUCAAAGGAAAAAAUUUCUUCGUAUGGUAGAUGAAAUUUGGGAAUUUACAAUUACAUUUGCAAAAGAAAAUAAAAUAUCCGAAAAUUAUAGAUCCAAAUAUUUUUGGGAAUGUAAUAAUAUCCUUCAAUCCAAUUUAACAAAAAUGGAUAAUGAUGAUAAAGGCAAUUUUGAUAAAUUUUUAGAAUCUCAGCCCGACCCAUGUCCAACCCAAGAAUUUGUUACAUUCAUGGAUAAUAAGAUAAAGUUAUGGGAUGAAUUUAUGCCAAAAAAGAAAAAUGAUUUGAUGCUUAUUUUGAAGGAAAGGUUACAAAGGUAUUAA
Molecule: messenger RNA, 681 nt
Organism: Plasmodium falciparum 3D7
Lineage: Eukaryota; Apicomplexa; Aconoidasida; Haemosporida; Plasmodiidae
Product: PRESAN domain-containing protein
Source: RefSeq, a predicted model, not a curated record